ACGCCGACGCGGGCGUGACCCUGGGCGAGAGGGUUUGGCGCGAAUUCUGAAAGCCGCCGGCGGAGCGCGCCCAGCGACCAGAGACCAGAGACCGAGCCUUAAGGAGAGCGCGGCGCUUGCCCAGGCGUGCAGCUGGGAGCUGAAACUCGUCUGGGUUGUGCGCAGAAGGCUGGGGCAAGCGAGUAGACUUGAAGUGGGGCGUAAGCCAGGGGCAUUGGGGUCCGCGCGGGUCAGGCGCGUGUCACCCCCGCGGGGUGAAGUCGGAGGGCGCGGCCAGCUGGAAAGAGCAGCGCUGAGGGCCAAGUAAUGGCAAUGCAGAUGCAGCUUGAAGCAAAUGCAGAUACUUCAGUGGAAGAAGAAAGCUUUGGCCCACAACCCAUUUCACGGUUAGAGCAGUGUGGCAUAAAUGCCAACGAUGUGAAGAAAUUGGAAGAAGCUGGAUUCCAUACUGUGGAGGCUGUUGCCUAUGCACCAAAGAAGGAGCUAAUAAAUAUUAAGGGAAUUAGUGAAGCCAAAGCUGAUAAAAUUCUGGUAACCUAAAAAUGUUCUCUCCUCUCCCAUAGGUAUGGUCUGUCUGGCAGUGAUGUCCUGGAUAAUGUAGCAUAUGCUCGAGCGUUCAACACAGACCAUCAGACCCAGCUCCUUUAUCAAGCAUCAGCCAUGAUGGUAGAAUCUAGGUAUGCACUGCUUAUUGUAGACAGUGCCACCGCCCUUUACAGAACGGACUACUCGGGUCGAGGUGAGCUUUCAGCCAGGCAGAUGCACUUGGCGAGGUUUCUGCGGAUGCUUCUGCGACUUGCUGAUGAGUUUGGUGUAGCAGUGGUAAUCACUAAUCAGGUGGUAGCCCAAGUGGAUGGAGCAGCCAUGUUUGCUGCUGAUCCCAAAAAACCUAUUGGAGGAAAUAUCAUCGCCCAUGCAUCAACAACCAGAUUGUAUCUGAGGAAAGGAAGAGGGGAAACCAGAAUCUGCAAAAUCUACGACUCUCCCUGUCUUCCUGAAGCUGAAGCUAUGUUUGCCAUCAAUGCAGAUGGAGUGGGAGAUGCCAAAGACUGAAUCAUUGGGUUUUUCUCUGUUAAAAACCUUAAGUGCUGCAGCCUAAUGAGAGUGUACUGCUCCCUGGGGUUCUCUACAGGCCUCUUCCUGUUGUGACUACCAGGAAAAGGCUUCCGGGAAAACAGCUAUUGUAUCAGCUUUUCUGAUGGUGUAAACAGGAGACAGGUCAGUAAUCACAAACUAAUCUAAAAUGUUUAUUCCUUCUGUAGUGUAUUAAUCUCUGUGUGUUUUCUUUGGUUUUGGAGGGGGGGUAUGAAGUAUCUUUGACAUGGUGCCUUGGGAAUGACUUGGGUUUAACAAGCUGUCUAUUGGACAAUCUUAGUUUCCAAGAGAACUAAAGCUGGAGAGACGUGACCCUUCUCUCACUUCUGUAUUAAUGGUAAAAUAAAAUGUCUGAGCUAUGUAGCAAAGGGAAUGGGUCUCUGCACAGAUUCUUUUUUUCUGUCAGUAAAACUCUCAAGCAGGUUUUUU
This is a messenger RNA of Piliocolobus tephrosceles (Ugandan red Colobus), 1524 nucleotides long. RefSeq names its product RAD51 recombinase (gene RAD51). Gene Ontology annotation, biological process: chromosome organization involved in meiotic cell cycle; DNA repair; mitotic recombination. The record is from RefSeq and is a predicted model, not a curated record. NCBI's taxonomy places the organism in Eukaryota, Metazoa, Chordata, Mammalia, Primates, Cercopithecidae. Gene Ontology annotation, cellular component: condensed nuclear chromosome. Gene Ontology annotation, molecular function: DNA strand exchange activity; ATP binding; single-stranded DNA binding. The transcript is spliced from 7 exons.